AUGUUCACUGGAACUUAUCUGGCAGUUACUAAGUCGAAAGCUCGACAUGGUGUUUGCAAAGGAUGGAGUAAUUUUGCAAGAUCAGCUUGUAGCCAGGAGACGACUAUUCCUGUCAACUCGUUUGAGCGGAGACACAUAGGUCCGGGCGAGAAGGAUAAGCAGAAAAUGCUGGCGACUUGCGGCUUUAAAGUAAGAUUGUCAGAUUUUAAGCUUUUAGCUGAUUUGAUCAUUUAA
Messenger RNA from Protopolystoma xenopodis, 234 nucleotides. NCBI's taxonomy places the organism in Eukaryota, Metazoa, Platyhelminthes, Monogenea, Polystomatidea, Polystomatidae. The record is from the annotation of a GenBank genome assembly.